Hibiscus syriacus is the source of this 1203-nucleotide messenger RNA. Its product is annotated as serine/arginine-rich SC35-like splicing factor SCL30A. NCBI's taxonomy places the organism in Eukaryota, Viridiplantae, Streptophyta, Magnoliopsida, Malvales, Malvaceae. The coding region runs from base 204 to 995 and encodes 263 amino acids. The record is from RefSeq and is a predicted model, not a curated record. The transcript has 5 exons. Gene Ontology annotation, cellular component: cytoplasm; nuclear speck. Gene Ontology annotation, molecular function: RNA binding. Gene Ontology annotation, biological process: mRNA splicing, via spliceosome.
AGAAGGUAACCUAGAGUAGAGACGCUAUAUGGCAAAAAGGGAAAUUCCAGAGAUCUAUUUUAUCAUCCCAUUUUCCUAACCCUAGCUUCACCCCUCUGCCUUUGCCGCUUUCUUCAAACUCCGCCUCCGCCUGGUUUCUUCCAUCUUUUAAUUCUAGGGUUUUGCAGAUAGGUGCACUGUUUGCAUUUCUUAUCCCCCCAUAAAUGAGAGGCAGGAGUUAUACUCCAUCUCCGCCCAGAGGCUACGGCCGUAGAGGGCGGAGCCCUAGUCCCAGAGGCCGUUACGGUGGUCGUGCUCGCGAUCUUCCUACGAGCCUUUUGGUUCGCAACCUCCGCCAUGACUGCAGGCCUGAAGACCUUCGUAGGCCAUUCGAAAGAUUUGGCCCUCUUAAAGAUAUUUAUCUGCCCAAGGAUUAUUAUACUGGGGAACCUCGAGGGUUUGGUUUUGUCCAGUAUGUUGAUCCUGCUGAUGCUACUGAAGCUAAAUACCAGAUGGAUGGGCAGGUUCUUCUUGGUCGAGAGUUGACCGUUGUCUUUGCUGAAGAAAACAGGAAGAAACCUACUGAAAUGAGGCACAGAGAACGAGCAAGUGGAGGUCAAUAUCGUGAUAGGAGAAGGUCCCCUCCUCGAUACUCUCGCUCGCCACCACGUCAUGGAAGAUACCAGUCUCGAAGUCGUGAUUAUUCUCCUCCUCCUAAAGAUAGGCAUUACUCAAGAUCUCCUUCACCGCAAGGACGCUACAGCCGAGAGAGGUAUUCACGUUCUCCUCCACCAUACAAUGGCUCAAGGAGCCGGAGCCGGAGUCUAGACAGGGGCCAGGGUCCCAGCCAGGGCAGAAGUCGCAGCCCAGUGAGCCCAAGGGAAGUUAGAAGCCCAGUGAGAGGCAGAAGCCGGAGCCCAAGAGAAGUUGGAAGCCCAUUGAGAGGCAGAGGCCAGAGUCCAUACCAUGAGGAGUACAAGAGGGAAUUAAAUGGAGAAAGGUCUCCUAGUCAAUGAUAUCUGUGCUGCAAUCCUUUUUAUGGUUUGGUGUUUAAACUGAAGUUUGUUAGGAUAAUUUGGUGGAUUUAAGAGUCCAACUGGUAAUGCCGAACAUGGAAUAGGGGGUGCUGAAAUAUUCUUUAUUAAGGGCCUAUGUUAACUAGUACUGAAAGUACUUUUUUGGUGAUCCUUUUCUUUUGGUGCAACUUUUGAAUUUAUGCUGGUA